GUGUACCACUGGCUAGAGAUGAGGACCAAAAUGCGCAUCAUGGGCUUUCAUGCUGAAGCCAUCAAGCCACUAAAUGAGGAGGCAGCUGCUGAGCUGGGUGCAAACCUGCUGGGCGAAGCCAUCAUCUUUGCCACCGCGGGCUGCUGUCUGCUGCUGGAGUUCUGUCGCCAGAAGACAUCGAAACGCCGCAAGGAAGUGGCGCGCACGGCCACGGUGAUGUCGCUCCGGGAGGAUUUGGACCACCUGGAGGACGUGCUGGACGAGCUGCAGGUGCAGGUGCAGGAAGCCUUGCCCAGGAGCACACUGGGCGAGCUGCGAGCAGAGCUGCAUACGGAGUUGCGGACGGAGCUGCGGGCAGAACUGCAGGCAAAGCUGCGGACGGAGCUUCGAGCAGAACUGCAGGCAGAGCUGCAGGCACAGCUGCAGGAGUUCAGAACCCAGGUCUAUGAACCGGAGCUCGGGCCUGAACCCCAGUGCCCUGAGACCCCCCAGUGA
Molecule: messenger RNA, 495 nt
Organism: Rattus rattus (black rat)
Lineage: Eukaryota; Metazoa; Chordata; Mammalia; Rodentia; Muridae
Product: optic atrophy 3 protein homolog
Exons: 1
Coding region: 19-495 (158 amino acids)
Biological process (GO): regulation of lipid metabolic process
Cellular component (GO): mitochondrion
Source: RefSeq, a predicted model, not a curated record